Lepidothrix coronata (blue-crowned manakin) is the source of this 5449-nucleotide messenger RNA. RefSeq names its product leptin receptor (gene LEPR). Gene Ontology annotation, molecular function: cytokine receptor activity; protein binding. The record is from RefSeq and is a predicted model, not a curated record. The coding region runs from base 122 to 3568 and encodes 1148 amino acids. Gene Ontology annotation, cellular component: membrane; external side of plasma membrane. The transcript has 19 exons. Lineage: Eukaryota; Metazoa; Chordata; Aves; Passeriformes; Pipridae. Gene Ontology annotation, biological process: cytokine-mediated signaling pathway.
UGAGGGGAGCGCCCGGCCGGGGCUGGGCAGCGGAGCGGUGGCGACGUCACUUCGGCUGUCGGUCGGUCGGUCAGUCGGGACUACGGGAGCGAAGAGAAACAGAUCAGCUCUACAAAACAAGAUGUAUUGGCAAAUCAUUCUUACCAUUCUUGUGCUGUUGGACUUCCUUCAAAUGGCAGUUGCCCAUUGUAUGGUCCAUGCAAUUCCUCCCAGGAACUUUACAUUACCCUGUGUGCUGCUGAAUGAGACAUCUUUGAGCCCUUUCUCUGCCAGAGUUGAGAGUUGGUUUGGUUUGAGGAGAGACCAUCGUAGGACAUCUGAAAUCAAACCUCUAAUGAAUGAAGAAAGUUUUCUGUGUUGCCUUUGGAGUGACAACAACAUUGAUUGUUCUUUGUACAGAGCAAGCCUGCAGGCAAGGAAGUUUAUUCCUUCAGAAAUAAAUAUCUCUGCUUCUCAAGAAAUAGGUUCAAACUGGAACAUGGAAUGUUGGAUUAAAGGCAAGCUGGACCUGUUAGUUUGUAACCUGCGGGUUUUGAGAUUGUACUUGAGAGAGGACUUGGAGGUUAAUCUUUUUUAUGCUGGCUCGGAGCUGUCCCUGGGAAAUGUGUCCACGAGCUCUCUGCAGGGGACUGUGAGGAUUGCUCAGUGUGAGUGCACUGAGGAUGACACAUGUGAGUGUCUUGUGCCCUCUCUGAGGCUCAACCACACCUACAUCAUGUGGCUGAAGGUGCUGGCUGGUGUGACACCUCUGUGGUCACCUUUGAUGUCAGUCAAGCCCGUUGACAUAGUAAAGCCUGAACCUCCUUUGAACCUGCAUCUGGAAAUGACAGAGAGAGGUCAGGUGAAGAUGUGCUGGUCUGAGCCUGCACUGCUGCCAUACCCUCUGCAGUACCAAGUGAGGAUCUCUGCAAAGCCAGGGCACAGCACUUGGCAGAUGGUUCAAGUUGCUCUGGAAGCCUCUCUGGCCAUUGAUAAUACCCUAUUUGAUUCCUCUUACUUGGUUCAAGUGAGGUGCAGGAAUCACCAGGGUCUGGGGUUCUGGAGUGACUGGAGCACACCAUAUGAUCUCAGUUUGGGAGCUGAAGUCCUGUACUUCCCUCCUCAGAUCCUGACCAGUGCUGGUUCUAAUGUUUCAUUUCACUGCAUCUAUAAAAACAAAAGCAAGAUUGUAGAGCCCCAGGAGGUUGUUUGGUGGCUGAAUUUAGCAGAAGAAAUCCCAGCCAGUCUUUAUACCCUUGUGAGCGAUCGCGUAAGCAAAGUUACUCUUUUCAACUUGAAAGCAACCAAACCUAGAGGAAGUUUCUUCUAUGACACAUUGUACUGUUGUCACCAAAGUAGGGAAUGUCAUCCUAGAUACGCUGAAUUAUAUGUAGUAGAUAUGAAUAUUAAUAUCACCUGUGAAACAGAUGGAUACUUGACUAAAAUGACUUGCAGUUGGUCUGCAGACCCAAACAUGUUACUACUCCCUGGGAGUUCCUUGCAGUUAAGAUACUACAGGAGCCAGAUUUAUUGUUCUGAGUUUCCAAGCCCAUCUCCAGAAUCAGAGGUGAAAGAAUGCCAUUUGCAGAAGAAUCAUUCCUACGAGUGCACAUUUCAGCCUAUUUUCCUUUUAUCUGGAUAUACUCUGUGGAUAGAGUUCAAGCACUUCCUAGGAACACUUGAAUCCUCCCCAGCCUGUGUCAUUCCAGCAGAUGUGGUGAAGCCGCUUCCCCCUUCCAAUAUCAGAGCAGAACUCACCAGGAAUGUGGGGCUGCUGAACGUGAGCUGGACAAACCCUGUGUUUACAAACAGUGAUCUGAAAUUCCAGAUCCGGUACGCAGUGAACAGGGAAGAGAUUCCAUGGGAGCUCUGUGAAGUCUCAAGCACCCCAAGCAGCUCAACUGUGAUAGAAGUUGAGCAGCUCUGUGUGGAGUACGUUGUCCAGGUGCGGUGCAGGGAGCUGGAUGGAUCCGGGUACUGGAGCGACUGGAGCAGACCAGCCCAAACACUUGUACAGGACAUCAGAGCUCCCUUGCAAGGCCCUGAAUUUUGGAGAAUCAUUACCGAAGAUCCAGCAAGGAGGCAGAAGAACGUUACGCUCGUGUGGAAGCCACUGAUGAAGAACCACUCGUUGUGCAGCGUGAGCCGAUACAUCAUAAAGCACCAGACACCAGGGAACACCUCCUGGGUGGAAUAUGUUGAUCAUGGCACCACCUGGUCUUUUCCAUGGACUGAGCACACUCACACCAUCACAGUUUUAGCCAUGAAUUCUGUUGGAGUUUCUUCAGUUAAUUUUAAUUUAACUCUCUCACAGCAAAUGAGCACAGUGGACGCCGUGCGGUCGCUGAGCGCUUACCCCGUGAACAGCACCUGUGUCAUUGUGGUCUGGACUCUCUCACCCCAAAUCUAUAUGAUAACAUCCUUUGUUAUUGAGUGGAAGAACCUUAACAAAGAAGAGGAGACAAAAUGGGUGCGAGUUCCUCCGAAUACGAGUAAAUAUUACAUUUAUGAUUACUUUAUUCUAAUUGAGAAGUACCAGUUCAGCCUGUACCCUGUGUUUGCUGGAGGAGUUGGCAGAGCCAGAGCAACGGAUCAGUUUAGCAAAGGUGGAUUUGAAAAUGAGAAAAAUGGCAGCCUCUCUGUGGUUCUGCCAAUAGUUAUUUCAACCUCUGUUUUGUUGCUGGGAGUGUUGCUGGUUUCACACCAAAGAAUGAAGAAGCUGCUUUGGGAGGAUGUUCCAAACCCCAAGAAUUGCUCGUGGGCACAAGAAGUUAAUUUUCAGCAGCCUGAAACUUUUGAGCAUCUUUUUACCAAGCACCCUGAAGCCACCUCAUUUGAACCUCUCCUAGAUGCAGAGAUAGUGCUGGAAGACAUCAGUGUCACCAAAGCCUCGGAAAAAGAAGACACACAAGAUUUUUUAGGAAUUGCUUCCACAUUUCCAAACCCCCAAGACUCUGAACGUGACUCUGCUUGCUCGAGCAGCCACUUCAACAGCAGCAGCUCCUCCCAGAGCUCCCAGGAGGUGCAGGGCAGUGGAGGAAUUGACCUCAAAUAUACGACUGUUGUCGGCAACUCCCGAUCCGAUGGGCUUUGCGAGUGGAAAAUGAAUCCAAGGAGUUGUUUUGAUCGAUGCUUCUUAGCAGAAGAUUCCACGGUUUCAGGUGCCUUCUCCAGUAGCACUUGGGAGGUGGGAAGUGGAGUGUUUCUGGUGUUCCCUGGCUCACCGGGCAGGCAGCCCAGCAAGACCCUGUCCCUUAUCUCUUCAGAGGGAUUUUCAGAGCCUUCCGACCACGACGAUGCUUUCACGGACAGUCUUGAGCGGAGCCUGUGUUACCUUGGGAUAACACCAUUGGAAAAAAGAGAAAAUGCUAUUUUUCUAACAGAAAGUUCUGAGAUGCUGUGUCAGUUCCAUACAAGGAAUCUGCUCACAGACACGGGAGUUCUUCAGCACACACCGACGGAUGUCCAUGGAUUUAUCCAAAGUAGCCUCAAGCCCAAAGCCAUGGUGCCAUAUGUGCCACAGUUUGGGAUGGCUGCUGCCAAAGGAAAGGAGGCCACAGAGAAAAACUCUGCUGUCAUCACACCAUAAUUUGAGACUACUAGUGGUUUUUUAGGUGUUGAUGCAUUCCCCUAUUCUUCCCUCUCCUGACUUCCUCCAGGAGCUCCCCUCUCUUGGAGCUGGGUUCUAUAUUUAAGUGCCAGGAUUUAAGUAGGAAAAAAUUCCAUUCCUUGACCUAAUUUUCAUAUGUGAGGCCUUCCUUUAGAGAUCUGAUUGUCCAAGUUACCUCAGGUACCAUGUUACCUAUUGCUGGUGCCUGUUAGAGGUGUUACAUCUGACAACUCCAGUGAAGAAUUGGACUUGAAAUCAGAUUGGGUGCUGUAGACAUUGAGGUGAGAGGCUUUGGGAGAUUCCCAAACACUCCUCAAGGGCUCAGAAGGAUUCAACACCAUCCACCAAAUGAACCCAAUGCCCUUCUUGUACAGUCACUGACUGUCCUUUUGUCCUGGUGUGGGUUCCAUCCAGUUCUGUAGCCUUGAGCUUCUCUCCAUUUCUUGUUGUCCAGCAGUUUUCCCCUGGGGAGAGCACGUGUAUUGGCAGCACAGACCCAUGCACAUGUCUUCUCUCUGUUUAGGAGUGAAGUGUCUCCUCAAACUGCAUUCAAAGAGCUUGUUCUGGUUUUAGGGUACACCUGGGGACCCCAAGGAUGAGGGAGCAAGGAGUGACCUAAUGUGUAGACUGAAAUAUUUAUAUGGGAGGUGGUUUUGUGGGGGGAAAGCUUGAAUGUGUCAUUUCACUGGGAAUGACUUGUGACACCAAGUUGAGCUGGAUGUGGUUGGAAGGAAGGGGUCAAGCAGUGAAAGGCUCAGGGAAGCCUCAAGAAGAGGAAGAGAAUAAAAAUUCUUAAGUUUCCAUUAAUCAUGGGUGUUACCUGGAUAAACUGAUGUUUGGAAGUUAAACAUCCACACUUUUGUUGUUGAACAUGAGAUUCCAGUACAAAUGGUACUACCAUAAAACUGACAUCUCUCCCAACCACUUUCCUAAGAUUCUGCAGUAGAAAAGACAGGAAUUUGAUCCAAGGACCCUGUAUUUUUGAUCUUGUGUGAGCUAACCUGUCUGUAUGGACUUGGAGAAGUCAGUUUGCCUCCACAACCCUGCUCCACUCAGCCAGAGAUCUCCAGGUGGGAGAAAAAUCAGGUCUUGGAGAAGUCAGUUCGCCUCCACAGCCCUACUCCAGUCAGUGGGAAAGCUCCAGGUGGGAGGAAAAUCAGGUCUUGCAUUCUGGCUGUAUUUUCUGGGAUAACCAGGUAAAAAAGCCCAUACCUAUUUGCAAGCCAAAUCUGUUGUUUUUGUGGGUUUUUUUUACUUCAUAGUUGGUAAAUAUUUUUGUACAUGUGCCUUUUCAGAGAACUAUUUUGAGGAGCUAAGAAGGAUGAAUUUAUUGUGUAUUCCAAAGCUAAAUCUCUGUAAAACUUAACAGAGGCAAAACCAAAAGGGCAAAACCCAGCGACAAUAGUAAAAACCAAAGGGAGUGUGAAUUUAAGACCAGCUUAACACAAAACCCAGCUGCUGGUUUUUUUGGACAAGCUGCUGACCUGGCUCUUGUGGGCUGCUUUGUUUCUGAUGUUGACUGUGAUGCAGAUCUGAUGUUCUGGUUUCAAAAAUAUUGUGUGUGGUGAGGGAUUAAAAGAUGUUUUCUGUUGAGGACCCCAAAACUUGCUUUCACUGUGAUUGGAGGCUGUGGGACAAACCUGCAGGUUCCUGCAGCAUUCCAGGGGUAAAGCUGUGACAAGCAUUGAGGGGAAUGCUGACUUAGGAUUUAUCUGAGAGAAGGAAUUCCCUCCUGCCGGCAUGGGAACUUGAUGUGGCACAACUCCAGGGUCCUGGGAAUGGGCUCGGCUGUUGGAUUCUGCCUCUCCAGGGGGUUUGUCCACCAGAUCCAACAUCCCCUGGAGUGUGAAGAUGUGGGAG